Annulohypoxylon maeteangense is the source of this 1649-nucleotide messenger RNA. Its product is annotated as alpha/beta-hydrolase. The coding region runs from base 184 to 1233 and encodes 349 amino acids. The transcript is spliced from 4 exons. Gene Ontology annotation, biological process: lipid metabolic process. Lineage: Eukaryota; Fungi; Ascomycota; Sordariomycetes; Xylariales; Hypoxylaceae. The record is from RefSeq and is a predicted model, not a curated record.
CGUCCGUACGGUAGGCUAUACAGGAUACCAGGAGAUUAAACUGAGAUUGGAAUGUCUCGGACUUAGUCGUUCUAAUAUACCUUCUCUCUCCCUUGAUACUCCAUAUAGGUCUCUGGUAGUUCGAGCCUCACCUCACAUCUCGGUUCUCAAUCUCAUACUCUUGUCAUCUCUCGGUUGCCCACGAUGAAGCAAUUCACUUUUGCUCUUGUCUCUGCCUUAGGGCUACUUGCUACUGCAAGCCCGGUUCCCCUGUCACGCCGUCUUCUCAUCAAUGACCGUGCCGCCGUGACAGCUGCUGAGAUGUCAAUUCUCGAGUUUUAUGCUCAGUAUGCUGGAUCCUCGUACUGCAACAGCGAAGUAACUGUUGGUUCUACAAUCACUUGCUCCGACGACGUCUGCUCCGAUGUCGAGGCCGCCGGUGCCAAAGUGCUUGCAACCUUCAGCGGAGAUGUCACCGACAUCCAAGGCUUCGUCUCAUCAGACGACACCAACAAGCUGAUCGUAGCAUCCUUCCGAGGAUCCUCGUCUAUCCGGAACUGGAUCGCCGAUCUCUCCUUCAUCCUAGUCUCCUGCGACCUCGUAAGCGGGUGUCUAACCCACGCGGGCUUCCUAACCGCCUACAAAGAGAUCUCCAGCGCCCUGCUCGCCGCUCUCAAGAAAGCCGUAGCCGCGAACCCGACCUACAAGAUCGUAUUCACCGGACACUCACUCGGCGGCGCCGUAGCCACCCUCGCCGCAGGCUACGCGCGCAAGCAAGGGUACGCCGCGGACCUGUACACGUACGGCAGCCCGCGCGUCGGCAACAAGGCCUUCGUGAGCUACGUGACGAACCAGACGGGGUCCGAGUACCGCGUCACCCAUCUCGACGACCCGGUGCCUCGCCUCCCGCCCAUCAUCCUCAACUACCGCCACACCUCGCCCGAAUACUGGCUUUCGACCGGCACAUCCAACACCACGUCCUACACGGCCGCGGACGUGCAGGUUUGCGAAGGGUUUUCAAACACGAAGUGUAACGCCGGGACCGGCGGCUUGGACAUCGCCGCGCAUUUACAUUACUUCGAAGCGAUCAGCGGGUGCGGCGCCGGCGGCUUGUCCUGGAAGCGGGAGACGGCCAAUGUGACGAGCGAUAUGGCGACGACGGCUUACGAGGCCGUUACCGAUGAGGACUUGCAGACUCGUUUGGAGGAUUGGGUGUCGCAGGACAAGGAGUAUGCGGAGUCGUUGGAUGAGUGAUUCCGAUUCCGGGGUGGGUGCAUUUGCGUUUAGGGUUUCUUUUGGGCAUAACUGUCUGUUUAAGUUAGGUAGGUAGUUGCAUGUUUGCAUGGGGGGAUAAGUGGCAUUUAGGAGCAUGGGUUCACAUAGGGAUGGCGCAUUGGGAUUUUGGAUAUGGGAUGGGAGGGGGGAGAUGGAAAGGGAUUUGGUUGGAAAGUUGGGUUACGAUUUUGGGUAUAAAAAUUUAAUAUACCCAUGUUUGGAUACAUUUCUAUGUCUCUUCUUGGUGAUAGACCGUAAUUACUUCGUACAGUAUUGGUUUAAUCAGUAAUCCAACAAUGGCAUAUCCUCGCGUGACAUAUCUAAAACCACAGGCGUUAGCGAACUGCCUUUUUAAUCCAAGUCGUGGGUUAUCUAUAAUCUAUCCAACCCACCCC